Molecule: messenger RNA, 1028 nt
Organism: Closterium sp. NIES-67
Lineage: Eukaryota; Viridiplantae; Streptophyta; Zygnematophyceae; Desmidiales; Closteriaceae
Source: the annotation of a GenBank genome assembly
CAAAUGGCGGCCCUUCGAAUUGACGAAGGCGAACCGGUGGAGGACGGAGUGCAGAAAUUCUUCGACUUGUUGACACGGCUUGAAGGAGCUGACCUGAACUACAGUGACCUUCAAAAGAAGACCAAGCUGCUGGCCUUGCUUCCGGACUCAUGGUCCUCGCUCAUCAUCAACCUAAAUCGAGAUCUGCCCCGCCUCUCGCUCGAAGAUGUGAAGCGGGAUAUCUUACAAGAAGAUUUCCGUCGUCGUGAAUUGGCGGGUACCGAUGGUGCCGGAGUUGCAAGCAUGGGCCGUGGGCACGGCCGUGGAAGGGGCAGAGGGCGAGGAGGAAGAUUUGGCAGCAGCAACUUCAAUGGAGGCCGUGGUAAUGGAGGAUAUGGCAGCAACAACAACAACAAUGGCUACGGGCGUGGGCGCGGUCGAUUUGAUGGCGAAUGCCACUUUUGCCACAAGACCGGCCACAUGUGGAGAGAUUGCUACAGAUUGCCUGAUGGAUGGACCCCUUCUUAAGGCCAAGAGGGCAGAGGAGCAAGGGGAGGAAGAGGCAGAGGUCGUGGAGGCCGUGGUGGUCGUGGAAGCGAAGCGGCAUGCAUGAAAGCCAACCUGAUUUCCGUUCGGCGUUUGCAAAAGGCCGGCAUGGACACAUCUUCCAAGGGAUCCAAAACUUAUACCGCGCGGCUUGGUGAGCGGAAGCUUUGGGACCUUCAUGAGGACAGGGACAUCUACAAUGAAAUGUGGCAAAUCCCAGUGGUCCCCAUGCCUAAGGAGAGGCAAGUGGCAGCAAGCAUCAGCACCAAGAGUGAAGGGGGUGGUGGCGGUGAUCACGGAAAGCAAAGUGACACCAAGAGUGACUCGAACGAGUGCAAUCUUGGAGAGACCAGCAAGGCAUGUGAAUCCAAGGAGAGUGGUGCAGCAGCCAAAGGUGGUGGAAAUGAGGAGGAGAAUCAUAAGAUCAGCAAAGCAGCAGCGGCGAAGGAGAAAGGAGAGAGCUUGUGGGGCACAAUUGCGAGUGCCGCUUUCUCCAACCCGAC